CUCACCAAGCUCAUUCCUGUCUCUAGCCAUUCCCCUCUACUCUCUUACUCGUCAAGAGAUCAUAUAGCGAGCUAGACAAGAUCAUCAAGAGCCCUGUUAGCAGGUCUUCAGCUGCAUGCACCCAUGCUUCAUCUGCCCUAGAUAAAACUCCCCCUCAGAUCCAGCAAACUUCCCCCAAAUCAUUUCCCAGAUCUGGUUCUAUACAGAUCAACCCAUUUAGUCCCAUGCACAUGGACCUGAGCUUGGGCACAACGGUAGACGACACUCAAGAAGUGCAAGAAGAACACCAAGAAGAAGAGCAAGAAGACGACUUGUACCAGCAACAAGCUCUAGGUCAAGAUCUCCAGCAUGGCGGCGGCGAGCCAAGCCACGUGAUGGAGCGGGAGCACAUGUUCGACAAGGUGCUGACCCCGAGCGACGUCGGCAAGCUCAACCGUCUGGUGGUGCCGAAGCAGCACGCGGAGCGGUUCUUCCCGGUUGCCGGCGCCGGGACGCAGCUGUGCUUCGAGGACCGCGGCGGCGUGCCGUGGCGGUUCCGGUACUCCUACUGGGGGAGCAGCCAGAGCUAUGUCAUGACCAAGGGGUGGAGCCGCUUCGUCCGCGCCGCGCGGCUCGCCGCGGGGGACACGGUCUCGUUCUCCCGCGCCGCCGCCGCCGCCGGCCGAUACUUCAUCGACUACCGCCACUGCCAGCGCCGCAGCCGCGAUAUCAACUUCGGCGAUUCUGCCGCCAUGCCAGCGUGGCCCAUGGCCGUCGGAAUAAUGCAAAGAACCGGGGCCGUAGGAGGGGGUGCAACGAUGGCCGUGGACACGGUGCCCGUCCCCGCCGGUCAUGGCAUCGAGGUGGGACCCACAGCAGGAGCGAGGAGCUUCAGGCUCUUCGGAUUCAAUGUCGAGUGCAGUGGCGACGACGACGACGCAGCGGCAUCUGCGUCCGCCGAAGUGGAGUACGUCGACGGUGACAGCUAGCCACGGUGUAGAGAUCAGAGGGAGCUAGACAUGGUGAUUUGGAAACCUUACACCAUAGGUAGAGCUAGCAAAUCCUAUCUAUACAAAGUGGUUCCUUGAAUCUUGAUUAGUCGUAUUUAUUUGAUUCAAAUUGGAAUUACGAUUUAUUUUAGGUAAUUGCAUGAUUUAAUGGAGAUUAGAUCCU
Messenger RNA from Panicum hallii, 1152 nucleotides. RefSeq names its product putative B3 domain-containing protein Os08g0157700. Bases 225 to 968 code for a protein of 247 amino acids. The transcript has a single exon. Lineage: Eukaryota; Viridiplantae; Streptophyta; Magnoliopsida; Poales; Poaceae. Gene Ontology annotation, molecular function: DNA binding; DNA-binding transcription factor activity. The record is from RefSeq and is a predicted model, not a curated record.